CUCACUCAUUACACCUGUUCUCUCUAACCCUCUGUAGCCAUCUUCUUUCACUCCCUUCUCUCUCUAUAUAAAGCUCUCUCCCCGCCAUGACUAUAGAUGCUGCAUCACCUUGCAAGAAGAUAAUGAGGUUCGGAGUUUCAGUUUUCGGUGGAGGCUUCAAAUAUUCAAAAUGUAAAACUAUGGCGAAGCUGGCUACAGCAAGGAUAAAGCUUCUGAGGAACAAGAGAGAAGUAGUGGUGAAGCAAAUGAGGCGUGAUAUUGCUUUGCUUCUUCAGUCUGGACAGGAUACCACUGCUAGGAUCAGGGUUGAACAUGUGAUACGAGAGCAGAAUGUUAUGGCGGCGACUGAGAUCAUUGACCUCUUCUGUGAACUCAUUGUGGCGCGGCUUUCAAUCAUUUCGAAGCAAAAGACAUGCCCAGAAGACCUUAAAGAAGGGAUCUGUAGUUUAAUAUUUUCAGCUCCAAGAUGCUCGGACAUUCCAGAGCUAGCGCAAAUUCGGGAUAUCUUCGAAAAGAAAUAUGGAAAAGAAUUUGUCUCAGCGGCAACAGAGCUGCGCCCUGACUGUGGUGUGAACCGCACUUUGAUUGAGAAACUAUCAGUACGAACACCUAGUGGUGAAGUAAAGUUGAAGCUCAUGAAGGAAAUAGCUAAGGAGUACCAGAUUGAAUGGGAUACAACAGAGUCAGAGAAGGAGCUUCUUAAGCCAUCCGAAGAGCUAAUCGAAGGACCAAGUAAGUUUGUCAGUGCCGCCAGCAUGCCUGUGAAAUCUGCAUCAUCUUACGGGAUUAACUCGUCUUCUAACAGGUACUCGGCCAACGGGAGAGCACAUGAAGAACCAAGUAAAUUUGCCAGUACCACCAGCAUGCCUGUAAAAUCUACAUCAUCUAAUGGAGUUGACUCGUCUUCCAACAGAUUAUGGAAUGACGACGAGGAAGAUUCUAUGCAUUUUGAAGACAUGGCUUCAGCUGCUAAGGCAGCUGCAGAGUCUGCACAGCAAGCAGUUGCUGCUGCACAGGCUGCUACCUAUCUGGCUAACCGAGAGAACCAAAAACUCUCGAUGGAGAACCAUCAGCUAACCAAAAGAAUCAACAGUCUUAAUGGUCCAGACAAGCAAUUUUCGAGAAACAAAUAUUCUUACGCCAAUUCACCUGGCAAUCCUGUUUCGCCAAGUGAUUCACCAGUUAAUAUUCCCAAUAGAAGGCAUCACAGCAAACACUCAUUCAGCGAUUCCCCCAGUCUUCCUCCAGCAAGUGAUUCACCAAUUCAUUCAAACAAUGGCAGGCAUCAUCAGUCUAAGCUCCCUGGGCGUGUAUAUGAGUCCCAGAAUCUCGAAAGGUCUCGAUAUUCUAGUGAUGAGGAACCCGAUCACACUGUUGCGGACAACAAGAGGGUUCAGAGGAGGCACAGCUAUAAUGCUCCCAAGGCACGCUCUAAUAUACAGUUUGAUGAGUCAGAAGAGUCAGAGUCAGAUUGUGACGAAGAGAUUGAAAUGGAUAGAACUCCUCCUGCUGGAAUAUCUGCACUACCACCUAAUAGGCCUGCUCCAAAACUACCUACAUCUCAUACUUCUGAGUUUGAUGAGAGAAAAGGAUCAGCAGAGAACUCUGAUUCAUACAGUAGAAGGAACUCAGGGGUUCAUCCCAAAUUACCAGAUUAUGACAUACUUGCUGCUCGUUUCGAAGCUCUCAAGACACGCAAACCAUGAACAGAAUUUUAUAGUACCAAUGUUACCUUACAUGUGCAUGUGUUCUUUUAUAGCAUAUAGAAUGAAUAAAUGUAGUGAAUAUUACUAAUGUUUCUUUAUGAGUAGAUUUUUUGUCAUCUGGUUACCGAUUCAUUUGUUAGCAUUUCUUGUGUAUUGAACGGCUAGUUUGCUGUUUUCCAAAGCCAUCUUAUUUGCUUGUUUACUUGAAUUUUGAAAUUUCAAAUAGUUCUGAAGUGAGGAAAUGAAAUAUACUGGAGUCA
Messenger RNA from Papaver somniferum (opium poppy), 1966 nucleotides. RefSeq lists its product as uncharacterized. Gene Ontology annotation, biological process: protein transport. NCBI's taxonomy places the organism in Eukaryota, Viridiplantae, Streptophyta, Magnoliopsida, Ranunculales, Papaveraceae. The record is from RefSeq and is a predicted model, not a curated record. The transcript has 8 exons. The coding region runs from base 87 to 1706 and encodes 539 amino acids.